UGAUAUAAGGAACAACUUGUCCUUCGCGAAUUCUGGUAGCGACCGCUACCAUGGGUGGGCAUAUGACUAGGGCUAUUGAUGCCCAGAUCUUGAAUCCAGAUGUUGCUCCUGAUUAUCGUAAUCCACCAAAAUUUGAUCCUAUGUUAGGAUUUGAAAAUGGAAGAAAAGAAAGAGUCAUGAUGGUCAGUGCAGAAGAUAUGGAUGUUGCAAAGGUUCCUUUGAGACAUCGUGGUUACUGUGCCCAUCUAUAUAUAGACUGGAGAAAAUGUAUGCAGGAUCAUUUCUUUAGGCCUUCUAAAUGUGACCAUCCAAAACAUGACUUUGAAAACUGUGAAUUUGAAGAUUAUGUGUUAAGAAUGAAAGAAUAUGAAAGGGAAAAGAGACUGCUUAAACGUCAGAAAAGAAUUAGGGAAAAACAAUUACAAGAAAACAUUGGUGGUUAAUUGCAUUUUAAGUAGAUCUAUUUUUUUGUUUCUUUUCUAUUAAAGUUUUGAUGACUUAUCAAA
Molecule: messenger RNA, 506 nt
Organism: Mytilus californianus (California mussel)
Lineage: Eukaryota; Metazoa; Mollusca; Bivalvia; Mytilida; Mytilidae
Product: NADH dehydrogenase [ubiquinone] 1 beta subcomplex subunit 7-like
Exons: 3
Coding region: 51-443 (130 amino acids)
Cellular component (GO): mitochondrion
Source: RefSeq, a predicted model, not a curated record